Pyrenophora tritici-repentis Pt-1C-BFP is the source of this 285-nucleotide messenger RNA. The record is from RefSeq and is a predicted model, not a curated record. NCBI's taxonomy places the organism in Eukaryota, Fungi, Ascomycota, Dothideomycetes, Pleosporales, Pleosporaceae.
AUGGUUUGUUGGGCCCGAGCCACCGGCUGCUUACUUGCAUCCGUUCGGCUAUGCCUGUCAAAGACGACUUUCCAAUCAGCCUACCAUAACGGGUACACCGUGUCAGGCGAAAUCCAGAUCUCGCCGACGUUUGCCGGUCGUACGGAUCUGCCUGGUGUGGUGUGUGAAGCUGAGAACUGUACACGUCAACUGUCAAUAAGCUGCCAACCCGGCCAAAUGCUUGUGCGGACAAGUAUCUGGAUGCACCACAAGCUUCUGUCUGCGGUGUUGUAUCCUAUCGGCUAG